CUUUGUGCGUAAUGGCCGUGGAGACCUCCAGGAGCCGCUUGAAAACGGGAUGUUUGUGGAUUAUAUUCUGCACCAUGAAGUGAUGGAAAGGUUGACCCGAAAAAGUGUCUAAUCUUUUUUUAAACUGGAUUAAAUUAAUCCAGAUUUAAAUCAUUAAUUAAAGAAGAACGGAGCGUAAAAUGAGUUAAAACCAUGCGCUUUUUGUAUAAAUGGAGAGAUGGCAUGCGUGCUCCUCUUCAGUCGACUUCUCCCAUUCUCUCACCGUCUCAGAGGAACAGUUUGCUUUUUAUCUCUUUUCCUUUGCUACUUGUGCUACUGUGCGCUCUUCUCUGACAGCAUGCCAAAGUCAGCUGAUCCCACAUCCGGCUGUCAGCGGGUGGACGAGGACGAGCGGCGGCAGCACAAAGCCYUCCCCUGCCUCCAGCAUCCUCGGGCUGCCGGGAGGACCAGCUCCCAUGAAGAGUCUCGGCUGAGACCAGACCAGAGACGUCCUCCUCCCGCUCUCCGCGCGGUCAGGAGCGACACCCCGAGUCCUCCCAUGAGCCACCUGAAGUUUGGCAAUAAAAAGUUACCGAACGCCAUUAUAGUUGGGGUGAAAAAGGGAGGAACCAGAGCCGUGCUGGAGUUCAUCCGGAUCCAUCCGGACGUCCGAGCGGCGGGGACAGAAACUCACUUCUUUGACAGGAAUUAUGACCGAGGCUUGGAGUGGUACAGAGGUUUAAUGCCAAGGACCCUUGAAAGCCAAAUCACAAUGGAGAAGACUCCAAGCUACUUUGUGACAAAUGAGACUCCACGCAGGAUUUCUGCCAUGUCCCAGGAUAUGAAGCUCAUUGUGGUGGUGCGUGACCCCGUCACCCGAGCAAUAUCGGACUACACUCAGACUUUAACCAAAACACCCGACCUACCAAGCUUUCAGGAGCUGGCCUUUGAAAACCAGAGCCUAGGCAUGGUUGACAUGUCCUGGAACGCGAUUCGCAUUGGCCUGUAUGCCCUGCACCUUGAGAACUGGCUCCGCUACUUUCCCCUGGCUCAGAUUCACUUUGUCAGCGGCGAGCGUCUCAUCACAGACCCGGCGGGGGAACUGGCCCGGGUGCAGGACUUUCUCGGGUUGAAACGCAUCGUCACAGACAAGCACUUUUAUUUCAAUCGCACCAAGGGCUUUCCUUGCCUUAAAAAGCCAGAGAGCAGCAGCUCGCCUCGCUGCCUGGGCAAGUCGAAGGGCAGAACUCAUGUGCAGAUUGACAGAGAUGCUAUUGAGCAACUGCGGGACUUCUACAGACCUUAUAAUGUCAAGUUCUACGAAAUGGUGGGGCAUGACUUUAAAUGGGAAUAAGUUUUGGACAUAUUUUUACACAGCACAGGGAAGAUGUAYACAUUCUAUGGGGUCAUCAACCCUAUGUACCCAGUACCUAUAUUCCUCAGAUCCCAAUUCCCUCAGUGCAUUUACAGUACAUGUUCCCCCUGGUACUCCCAUCCCUAUGUUCCUCGAAUCCCUGUGUUCCCCAGUACUUAUGUUCACCAUGGUACUCCCAUUCCCAUGUUCCCAGGUACCUAUGUUCCUACUGGUACAUCCAUCCCUAUGUUCCUUAAAUCGCUGUGUUCCCCAUACUUAUGUUCUCCAUGGUAAUCCCAUCCCUAUGUUCCCAGGUACCUAUGUACCCACUGGUAUAUCCAUCCCUAUGUUUCCCAGUAGCUACCCAUGUUCCACCAGUACACCCAUAUCCAUUUUCCCUGGUAUCUACGUUCGCCCAUGUUCAUACCUAAGUACACCUAUCACCAUGUUCCCCGGCAGCAAUGUUUCCAGGUAUUUACAGUAUGUUCCUCCAGUACACCACUAAAUCUACGUAUUUUUCCUGGUAUCUGUGUUCUCUCUACCACACCCACCCCUAUGAUCCCCACUAUCUAUGUUCCCCUUGGUAUACAGUACCCAUCUCUAUGCCCCCCCCCCCCCCCAGUACACCAAUAUCUAUUCCCUGGUCUCUAUGUUUCCAGGUACCUUAGUUCACCCCAAUACACCCAACCCAAUGUUCCCCGGUAUCUUAUGUUCCACAGAUCCUUAUGUUCCACAGUCCAAUGUCUACCUUGUAAUUCAGUAUGUUUUUUUCAUUUGCUUUAAAAGGCAUUUUAAGAAGGAGCCAAGCAUCUUUCAUGACUUUCAUUAUUAACCCCAGGAGAACACAAGUACUGGGAAAUAUAGGCAUGAAUACCAUUCUGUAGAGAAAUGGUUAGCAGUCUCCAGUUAGUCAAAUGAGACACCAAAUGCAGUUCCAUAUAGUUCUAAUAAACAGAAUCAAUGCACUUGUAAUCAUAAUUCACCAGCAUUAAUAUCCUGUUUGUCGCUAGAAAUAAUUUCAUCUUUGGGAUCACAAUUACUUUGUUAGUGUUGCUGUAGAUUAUUGCUGACUUUCUCAUGAAAAAGAGAUUUCAGGGUAUGGGAUURGUUUUUUCCAAAGUCUGUGUAGCCGACUUUAGAAGGAAAUAAUCAAGGCAUGGUUUGAAAGCAAGACCUUGAAAAAUGUCAAAGUAGUCUUUGGGGAGAGAGGAAGCAUUAAGCUGCAGUACUAUGAGUGGAAGUCCAAAAUGUAAGGCCGUACAGCAGCCAGCACCAAGCACCUAGAAUUAAUCAUCAUCCAGUUUUUACAGUUUCUCAUUGCAGUGUGAUUCUAAUGCUGUAUCAUUUAUGUUUUGUUGACCAAAAGCAUUUAUAUUUUUGUUACAAAAGGUAUUUAAUCACUGAAAUAUUUGUCCAAGAAUUUCAUUAAAG
Molecule: messenger RNA, 2764 nt
Organism: Austrofundulus limnaeus
Lineage: Eukaryota; Metazoa; Chordata; Actinopteri; Cyprinodontiformes; Rivulidae
Product: heparan sulfate glucosamine 3-O-sulfotransferase 2
Exons: 2
Coding region: 218-1333 (371 amino acids)
Molecular function (GO): [heparan sulfate]-glucosamine 3-sulfotransferase activity
Source: RefSeq, a predicted model, not a curated record